AUCGUCUUCUUCUUCCUCUGGAGUACACCAAAAACCAGUAACGGCUUUGCUCCCAAAACCAUGACCACCCUCUCUCCUCCUCCUCCUCCGAGUUUCAAUCCUCUAAAACUCGCUCCCAAAUCCCUCAUUCCACCCAAACCCGCCUCCGCCUCCGAACCCGACCCGUCCAUUACAGAAACCCCAACCCCAGGCCCAAACCCGACUCCAUCCCCCACCACCCUCCUCCACCUGGCUUUCAACCAAGACCACACCUGCUUCUCCGCCGCCACCGACUCCGGCUUCCGCGUCUACACCUGCGACCCCUUCCGCCGCGUCCACAGCGACCCCGCCGGUCCACGCGGCGGCGUCGGAUUCGUCCAGAUGCUCUUCCACUGCCACUACUUCGCCAUCUUCGGCGGCGGACCCGACCCGUUCUGCCCGCCCAACAAGGUCAUGAUCUACGACGAUCGCCAGUCCCGCUGCGUCAGCGAGCUCUUGUUCCGGUCCGAGGUCAAGUCGGUCAGGCUCCGCCGCGACCGCAUCGUCGUCGUUGUUCUCCACAAGAUCUUCGUCUACGAUUUCAACGCUUUGAAGCUGUUGGAUUCUAUUGUGACCGUGGAAAACCCUAAGGGACUGUGUGAGGUCUCGCAUAAUUCCGGGCCGGCCGUGCUGGCGUGCCCCGGCCUCCACCAGGGGCAAAUUCGGGUUGAGCAUUACGGGUCGAAGCGGACCAAGUUUAUAACGGCACAUCGCUCCGCUCUGGCGUGCUUUGCUCUCACUCAUGAUGGUCAGUUUCUAGCGACGGCGAGUAGUAAAGGGACUCUGGUCAGAGUUUUCAAUACUUUGGAUGGUACAUUGCUCCAAGAGGUGAGGAGAGGAGCAGACAAGGCGGAGAUUUACAGUCUUGCUUUCUCUUCCACUGCCCAAUGGCUAGCUGUCUCAAGUGACAAGGGUACUGUCCAUGUUUUCAGCGUAAAGGUUGACUCAGGAUCUUUGGGGAAUGAUGGAUCAUGCGGUACAUCAGAAAUUAGUGGUUCUAAUUCAUCAGGCAUUUCAUCUCUGUCUUACAUCAAAGCUGUCCUUCCAAGGUAUUUUAGUUCAGAAUGGUCAGUGGCCAAAUUUCGCUUGCAGGAAGGUGUACAGUACAUUGUUGCUUUUGGCCACCAGAAGAACACAGUUAUCAUUGUUGGCAUGGAUGGGAGCUUCUAUCGAUGUCAAUUUGACCCUGUGAAUGGAGGAGAAAUGAUUCAGCUUGAAUAUUCCAAUUUCCUAAAGGCGGAAUAGAAUUUCGGGGUUUUGGCAUAUACACAACGUUUUUGGUAGGGAUCUCUGGUUUUGUGAUAGAAGGGAGAAGGAAGAUACAUGGAGUGCAAAAUGUGGCCUCAUUAUAACCUAGCCUGAAAGGAGAACCACGGACUUCCCUGAAGGAUUACAUUUCUAACAUAUCAGAUUAGACUCGAGUAAUCAACCAAUGUGGUGGAUAAUCAUACCAAGUUGAUCAAACAUCAACUUACAGCAGUAGAAGUUACAGAAUGCACCAUCAAAUUAUGGUUUUUUUGUUAUACUAUGCUUUCUUUCGUACAUUCUUUUUUAAAUUCCAUAGGUGAAAGUUUGUAAAUUAUGCAGUUCUCAUCCCGUAGUUCUGUACAUUUGAGAAGAUUAAUACUAGGAAACAAGUAUGGCAA
This is a messenger RNA of Rosa chinensis, 1664 nucleotides long. Its product is annotated as autophagy-related protein 18a. Bases 61 to 1263 code for a protein of 400 amino acids. Gene Ontology annotation, cellular component: cytosol; phagophore assembly site membrane; extrinsic component of membrane. Gene Ontology annotation, biological process: nucleophagy; protein localization to phagophore assembly site; protein lipidation. Gene Ontology annotation, molecular function: phosphatidylinositol-3-phosphate binding; protein binding; phosphatidylinositol-3,5-bisphosphate binding. The record is from RefSeq and is a predicted model, not a curated record. NCBI's taxonomy places the organism in Eukaryota, Viridiplantae, Streptophyta, Magnoliopsida, Rosales, Rosaceae. The transcript is spliced from 4 exons.